Messenger RNA from Ylistrum balloti, 2863 nucleotides. RefSeq names its product leucine-rich repeat-containing protein 70-like. The transcript is spliced from 2 exons. The coding region runs from base 118 to 2172 and encodes 684 amino acids. Lineage: Eukaryota; Metazoa; Mollusca; Bivalvia; Pectinida; Pectinidae. Gene Ontology annotation, molecular function: protein binding. The record is from RefSeq and is a predicted model, not a curated record. Gene Ontology annotation, cellular component: extracellular matrix.
CCUGCGAAAUUACGCAGAGAUAAAUUAAAUGUCUAGCACAUUGCGCCAUUCAUAACAUCGUGGAUUGUUUAUAGAGAUAACACACAGAUUCUUUGACGACAGGAGAUAAAACAAGAAAUGCCACGGACAAAGUGUUGUCCUGUUGUCCUCGUUUUGUUGACCGGAAUUGUCGCCAUCUUGGCACAGCAGAGAUGUCCGAGCGAACUUUGCCGUUGUGAGAGAGGACAUCCGGGCAAAGGUCGCAUAAUCAACUGUCGGUCACGUGGCCUGAGUAGAAUACCCCACUUUAUGCCUUCGGAUGAACUAUUCUACGAACUCACGCUAGCCAACCAGGUUAACUGUGACCGUUGCAACAACUUCACGAGCAUACUCAAGGAUGCAUUUAAAGGAUUAAAGAUAAAAGUUUUACGUGUGGACAACGUCAAUUUGGAUUCUGUUGACCCUCAUGCUUUUAAUGGACUAUUGAUGUACAUUGAAGAAAUUUCCAUACACGGAAAUGGACGCCAUCCACCCCCGUACCGUGCUUUAUCUACUCUGACAAACCUGAAGAAAUUAACUCUGAAUGGAUUUCAACAAACUUCAAUCACCCGUGAAAAUGCAGACUUCAGUCGUUUGUCUAACUUACAUGAACUUGUGCUCAAGAACAUGGAUAUAUCAUAUAUUACGAAAGACGCUUUCAAAGGCCGGCUCCAAAAGCUCAAGAAGUUGCGAAUGGAAUACUUGCCACUCGGAAGCCUCCCUGAUACUGGUUUGAUGCCUUUGACAAAUCUAGAGGAGUUAAGCAUAGUAUAUGUCAAUUUAAGACGAAUUCCAUUCGGAGCUUUCAGGUCUUUUAAGAAAUUGAAAGUGUUGGAUAUGUCUCACAAUGCUAUUAACGACCUCGUUCCUGACUGUUUUAAAGGGAUCGAGAACUCGUUGGAAUACUUGGGUCUACAUCUGAAUCAGUUAGAUGCCGGAAAUAUUGGUCCUUUGGCGUCACCGACCUGGAAAAAGCUGACCCAACUGAACAUUGGACACAACUAUCUGAAACGACUUCCACUCGGUUUGUUUUUCAAUAUGAGGUCGUUGGAAUACCUAAAUUUGGAUUCGAACAGAAUUACUUCGCUGCAACCAGGAUCUUUUCAAGGAUUGCAGAAUUUGACCUAUCUAGACCUUUCAGGAAAUAUGAUCUCGUCUUUGGUGCCAGGGAUGUUUCAACACACUCCCAGACUCUCGGAAUUGGACUUAAGUGGCGAAAAUACUCGACAGUUUAAUCUCACGGCUGACGGUUUACGUGGCUUAGGAGAACCUCUAAGAAAGUUGUACUUAAGAAGUACCCCAGUUGUUGAGCCAGAGUUGUGGGGAGCAGUUCAGACUCUCUACAAUAUACAUACACUGCAGCUUGAUGGCACAAAACUCACCGAAAUUCCAGACUUCCAAUUCGUACACAAUACCCAUCUCGAGGAACUAAAUCUAGAACAAAACCGAUUCAGCCAACUCAAUGAAAGGACAUUUUACGGGUUGUCGCAGUCCUUGAAGAUCCUUUAUCUUCAAGGUAAUCAGUUUCGGACAAUUGGACGAUGUGUGAUGCAACAGCUGACGUCAUUGGAUACGUUAUAUCUGGGAAAUAAUCCGCUUGACUGCGACUGCAGACAUCGCUUCUUACGGCAGUGGAUUAUCGAUAGAAUCGCAGAUGACUUCCUCAAUAAAUAUAUCAUCGAAAGCUACUGCAACACACCUAGCAAUUACAUGGGCAGGGCUCUUUGGGAAAUACCGGAAGCGGAACUUGUUUGCGAGCCUGCGUAUGAAGAAGAAAUAUGUGAAAAUAUUUCCACGGUCUCGACUCCACAUACAACCAAACAAACUACUCUAGAUCCUUUUCCGACUUUGCCGCACACCGGAAACGGGUCAUCCGUGUUCCGGUUCACAAAGAUCAUUGAGACGGACACUGGGAUACGUCUAGAAUGGACGGCAGAUGAGGAAAUUGAGAAUGGAUUUAGUCUGGAGUAUCAGCUCUUGGGUAAAGUAUCAGAAAUCAGAGCCGAAGAACUGCAUAGCUCAAAACGGAACUUUCUGAUAUCGGGUCUCGAUAAGAACACCCACUACCUCAUGUGUCUUCGAGUAAAGCCAAAACACAGAGAAACUCAGGAAAAAGAACAACGGACUUGUAUUGCUGUUAGAACACUUCCGUGAAAAGUUUUGUGUAAAUACUAACACUUACAUGAAACUGACUUUGAAGAUACGAAACCAUGGCGCCGCAUGGAUUAAAAACUGAUAUUAAAUAUAUUUACAUCAUACCAAUAAGAACACUAACUAUCAAUAAGGUAGCUACAAUAACAAAAGUUGGACAAAUUUCUUAAUUUGAAAUAAGUAAUAAGAAAUAUUUUGUAGACAUAUUUUUUCAAAGUUUUCUUGCUAUAAUAAUAUCAGAAUACCGUUGAUGCUGUCCACACCAGUGAUAUAGAUAGAAAUAAUGUUUUUGUGUACAUUUUGAAUAAUUCUUUUGUUUCAUCUCGAAAUUUCUUUGAUGAGAAAUAUACUUAACCAGAAUUUUUCUUUUACGAACAAUUUCACCAUAUAUUUCGUAUUAAGCAAUUAUGUGAAGAGAACCCAAAGUACCCAAUUGAUUGAAACGGAUACCUCAUAUUGUUUUAUGUCUGGGGAAAAUCGAGACCCGGUGGUUAUGAUCUUGGCUACAUCAUGUAUAGUGUGACAUUGUAAUGUAACGUUGUAAAAAAGAAUUUGUACAUAUGAUGUUGUAAAUAAUUGCCAUUCACUUAAUUAUAUUAUUAACUUAUUGAAAUGUCGCUAUCUCGAAUACCUCGCUUAUCUCGAAAUAAUUGUCUCUAAGCCGUUUGUUACUUGUACCUUUUUCUGUGAUAAA